AAUGAUCAAGAAUAACAACGAACCACUUAAGAACCACCCUGAACACAGUAGAAAUCCCGCUUCCAAUCAGGUUGUCAAUUAAGCUGUGGAAAUCCAUAGAACCCGAUCGAUGCCCGUGGAAUGCUAGAACGUUCUGUCUCGCUUCACCGCCGACUAUAUCUACGUUAGGCUGCUCGCACACAAACUCUUUCCUCUUCUUUCUUCAUACUCAACCCUCUCUCUCUUGUGUGAUAUCCUCCUCCUUGCACUUAUCCUAAUCUCUCCUCUCUCCUCUCUUUUUUCUUUUUCUCGUGUACUACUAUCCUCUUUUAACGACUGUUUCUAUUUCUCACGUUGUUCACGACCCCUCCAUACACAAAAAUGGCUCCCGCCGUCGGUAUUGACUUGGGUACCACCUACUCCUGUGUGGGUGUGUUCCGUGAUGACCGUAUCGAAAUUAUCGCCAACGACCAGGGUAACCGUACCACUCCCUCGUUCGUUGCCUUCACCGACACCGAGCGUCUCAUCGGUGAUGCCGCCAAGAACCAGGUGGCCAUGAACCCUCACAACACCGUCUUCGAUGCCAAGCGUCUCAUCGGUCGUCGUUACAACGAUGCUGAGGUCCAGGCCGACAUGAAGCACUACCCCUUCAAGAUUGUCGACCAGGCUGGCAAGCCCGUCGUCGAGGUUGAGUUCAAGGGUGAGAACAAGCAGUUCACUCCCGAGGAAAUCUCCUCCAUGAUCCUCGUCAAGAUGCGUGAGACCGCCGAGGCCUACCUCGGUGGCACCGUCAACAACGCCGUCGUCACUGUCCCCGCCUACUUCAGCGACUCUCAGCGUCAGGCUACCAAGGACUCCGGUCUCAUUGCCGGUCUGAACGUCCUCCGUAUCAUCAACGAGCCCACCGCUGCCGCCAUCGCCUACGGUCUUGACAAGAAGGGUGAGGGCGAGCGUAACGUUCUCAUCUUCGACUUGGGUGGUGGUACCUUCGAUGUUUCUCUCCUGACCAUUGAGGAGGGUAUCUUCGAGGUCAAGGCCACUGCUGGUGACACUCACUUGGGUGGUGAGGACUUUGACAACCGUCUGGUCAACCACUUCGUCAACGAGUUCAAGCGCAAGCACAAGAAGGACCUCACCACCAACGCUCGUGCUCUUCGUCGUCUCCGCACUGCUUGCGAGCGUGCGAAGCGUACUCUCUCCUCUGCUGCCCAGACCUCCAUCGAGAUCGACUCGCUCUUCGAGGGUGUUGACUUCUACACCUCGAUCACCCGUGCCCGUUUCGAGGAACUCUGCCAGGACCUCUUCCGUGGCACCAUGGAGCCCGUUGAGCGUGUCCUCCGUGACGCCAAGAUCGACAAGUCCUCCGUCCACGAGAUCGUCCUUGUCGGUGGUUCCACCCGUAUCCCCAAGAUCCAGCGUCUUGUCUCCGACUUCUUCAACAAGGACCCCAACAAGUCCAUCAACCCCGACGAGGCUGUCGCCUACGGUGCUGCUGUCCAGGCCGCCAUCUUGUCCGGUGACACUUCCUCCAAGUCCACCAACGAGAUCCUGCUGCUCGACGUUGCGCCUCUGUCGCUCGGUAUUGAGACCGCUGGUGGUGUCAUGACUGCUCUUAUCAAGCGUAACACCACCAUCCCCACCAAGAAGUCUGAGACCUUCUCCACCUACUCGGACAACCAGCCCGGUGUCCUGAUCCAGGUCUACGAGGGUGAGCGUGCUCGUACCAAGGACAACAACCUGCUCGGCAAGUUCGAGCUCACUGGUAUCCCCCCGGCUCCCCGUGGUGUUCCCCAGAUUGAGGUCACCUUCGACGUUGACGCCAACGGUAUCAUGAACGUCGGUGCCACCGAGAAGGGUACUGGUAAGGCCAACAAGAUCACCAUCACCAAUGACAAGGGCCGUCUCUCGAAGGAGGAGAUCGAGCGCAUGCUUGCUGAGGCCGAGAAGUUCAAGGCUGAGGACGAGGCUGAGGCUUCGCGUAUCCACGCCAAGAACGGUGUCGAGUCGUACGCCUACUCCCUCAAGAACACCAUCAACGAGGGCAAGCUCACCAUCUCCGAUGAGGACAAGACCAAGGUCCAGACCAAGGUUGAGGAGACCAUCAGCUGGCUCGACAACAACCAGACCGCUGACAAGGAGGAGUACGAGUCUCAGCAGAAGGAGCUCGAGGCUGUUGCCAACCCCAUCAUCUCCGCUGCCUACGGUGGUGCUGCUCCCGGUGGCGCUCCCGGUGCUGCCCCUGGCGGUGCCCGUAGCGCCGAUGAGGUCGAGGAGAAGCCCGAGGAGCUUGACUAAACGUCUUGACUCUUUGUUCUUUCUGAUGAUAUCCCUUUUUUCUUUUCGUUCUAAGUGCCUUUUGCUGUGAUUCAAGGCAUACUUUUUCUAUUAAAUUCUUUUUCUUUGCUCGUUACGGGUGGUUUAACG
Molecule: messenger RNA, 2403 nt
Organism: Aspergillus glaucus CBS 516.65
Lineage: Eukaryota; Fungi; Ascomycota; Eurotiomycetes; Eurotiales; Aspergillaceae
Gene: hsp70
Product: molecular chaperone Hsp70
Exons: 1
Coding region: 361-2274 (637 amino acids)
Biological process (GO): vesicle-mediated transport; cellular response to unfolded protein; protein refolding
Cellular component (GO): plasma membrane; cytoplasm; cytosol
Molecular function (GO): heat shock protein binding; ATP hydrolysis activity; ATP binding
Source: RefSeq, a predicted model, not a curated record